GCAGGAGUGACUCCGGAGCGCAUGUUUCCCUUCCGUUUGGGCCCCCAGGAGGCGGCUGAGGUGGCUCGGGAGCGAGUCAGGUCUGCUGAGUUGCGUGUGGCGGAGUCGGAGCUGCUACGGCACUACGGGGGCGACCGGGUGCAGCUGGUGGUGGCUGAGGUGGUGUUCGGCCGGGGCCUCACCGCCACCCCCGUCUUCGCGCCCGUGUGGGUGUUCAAGACUCGCGUGCGGGGGACGGCGCUGAGGACCUACGUGGCAGGCUUCGCCAGCGAUCUGUCCUCGGGUCCGGUGCUGCCCAAUCCCGACCGAGUGGCAGCGGUGGCUACUGCGGCGGGG
This is a messenger RNA of Astrephomene gubernaculifera, 336 nucleotides long. NCBI's taxonomy places the organism in Eukaryota, Viridiplantae, Chlorophyta, Chlorophyceae, Chlamydomonadales, Astrephomenaceae. The record is from the annotation of a GenBank genome assembly.